Messenger RNA from Misgurnus anguillicaudatus (oriental weatherfish), 4632 nucleotides. RefSeq names its product thyroid hormone receptor associated protein 3a (gene thrap3a). Gene Ontology annotation, biological process: positive regulation of transcription by RNA polymerase II. The record is from RefSeq and is a predicted model, not a curated record. Gene Ontology annotation, molecular function: transcription coregulator activity; DNA binding. Gene Ontology annotation, cellular component: mediator complex. Lineage: Eukaryota; Metazoa; Chordata; Actinopteri; Cypriniformes; Cobitidae.
AGCACUAGAAGCUCCUUUACAUCACUUCACUCGUAUAGCGCAACUUACUCACAUACUGUAUGACGGUACAGGAUUAUCCAACGGCAUAUUGGUCAUUUUAGAUUUAAAUUAUUAACUUAUUAUCAGUGGCGUUUGUUUGUUUGUUUGUUUGUUGUGGCUUUUUUAAAGCGUUUUAAAAGCGGAUACAUCAGAUGAAACCAAAUGGAUUUUGCCUUCAAAAUGAUUUAAGCAACAGUUGAUAUUAGCAUAAAGUAAGUGAGUCUGUUUCAAAACUGAGGGAAAUCAGUACAGUUCUCAAGAAAACGGUCCUCUUACAUUUGACAGAACGUGAAUCUUCCUAGUCUGGACUAAAUCAAAACACAGAUACAUAUGAGAGUGGCUAGAGGUAAAGAUGUCUAAGACACCGAAAUCAGAGUCCAGGUCUCGCUCCCGAUCGGCCUCCAGAUCCCAUUCGGAUUCUCGUUCCCGCUCCAGAUCACAAAGCAGUUCUCGAUCCAGAUCUAGAAAGCGCAGAUAUGCGUCUAGGUCUCGCUCUCGGUCAAGAUCUCAUUCCCCGCCAUCCCACAACCGGGAACGCAAUCACACACGGGAGUAUCAAAACCACCGCGAGUUUCGAGGCAACUACAGGGGCUUCCGGAGGCCGUAUUACUUCCGGGGCAGAGGUCAGGGGUUUUUCCGUGGCCGCUUCCAGCGUGGAGGAAGGGGUGGAUAUAAUAACUACAGACCCAAAAACUGGCAAAACUUCCAUCAGAACUCUCAGCAGCAGCACCAACAGCAACACUACCCAAACAGCUUCAAAAGGGGGCGCUCUCGUUCACAGUCACCAAAGAAACAAUCUAAAAGCCCUCAAUCCCGAAGCCAUUCCCGUCGGUCUGACAGGUCGUCCUCUGGGAGAUCACCACAGUCGCAUGCUUCUUCCUGCUCCAACUCUGGGUCUGCCAAACGCGAUAAAGAAUCAAAGGAGGAUGUUCCUGUGGCUAAAGCAUCUCCAGAUCGAGGAGAGGUUGAGGGGACUUUGGCAGACCAGGUGGAGGGCUCUUGUGCGGCCGUGGGGAACGGCAUUGGAGAUGGGGCUCUGGAGAACGGUCAGAUUUUGACGAACCAAGAGAAAAGUCAAGUUCGCUCGACUGUUACUCUUUGUAAUAAUGACUCUGUGAUGAACGAGACUGUGUAUAAGAGUUCAAAUGCUUCUAGUAAUGGUGCCACCACAUGGCAGAAUGCUGCAACUGCAUCUCCAACUAAGAGCCCAAAAAAGAAAAGCCCUGCACAGGUGUUCAAUGGUUUGGGGCUUUUUACAAAUGUUGACCAACAGACUGAUGAUACAAUUGCUAUUUCUGCAGCAUUUUUGAAAUUUCUGGAGGAGCAAAAGGUUAAAAAACAGACCCCUACGUGGGAGAGCAACACGAAUACAGACAAAAGUACUGGGUUGUUACUUAGUGGUAAAGAGAAUGGAAGUGUCUUUGAAAAGGGGUCUGAUGUUGAGUUGUCUCGCACCUUAGAUCACAACAACGCAGGAGAGAAGGAGAAAUACAAGAGCUGUGAUGGUGACAUGCCCUCCGUUAGUGGCACUCAAAGAGGUCCUCAAUUUCUGUGUGAGGAUGGCGAGGAAGACGAUGAAGAAAUGGAGAUCUCUGAUAAGAUGAGGGAUGUGGAAACGAAUCCUUCCAAAAGCAAAUUCACACCUUCAGCUCGUGAAAUGUUUGAGGAGCGUGUCAGGAAGCUGCAGGAUAUGGUUUGGGAUGAUGAGCUGGAAGCUCUUCUUCUCAGCCAUAAACAAGAGAGAGUGGCAAAUAUCUUAGCUGCUUUGUCUAAGAGAGAGCAGCUGAGUGGCAUGCUUAAGGACCCCUCUCCUGAAAGGCUUUCAAAAGUGAAACGAAAGGAGAAAACCACACUGGAGACCUCAUCGAAAUCUUCACUGCUGUCUAGGAGGAGCUCGGAGAAUCAGGAGCAGGAGAUGUUUGUGGUUAUGAAUGAGUCCCCUCCAAGAGGGUCAGCAAAAAGAGACUUCAGUGUGAGGAUGGAUGAGCUAGCAAGGUCAUCUGCUUUAAUGAAUGAAAGAAGGAGUUUUCUAGAUCUUGUGCAUCUUGAUAAAAAGGAUUGGGAUCUUCACGCUGUCCUUCAGCACCUUCAGGCUCAGCAGUCACUCAGAAGCCCCUCUGAGCUCUUCGCCCAACAUAUAGUUUCAAUCGUCCAUCACAUUAAAGCUCAGUAUUUUCCCUCUUUGGGAUUGACGCUAAAUGAUCGAUUUGCCGUGUACCAGAGAAGAGCUGCUGAGAAAGAACUCAUGAAGCUUAGAAAGAGUCCGGAGAUUCACAGGAGAAUUGAUGUUUCUCCAAGUGCUUUUAAGAGGCACUCGCUUCUGUUUGAUGAGAUGAAAACCUCCAUGGAAAACAGCUUCAAGGUUAAUGGAAAGCAAUCGAAAGGUGAUACAGUGGACCUUCGCAUGGAUAUUGAGCGCAGAAAGAAAUACUUUGUUGGAGAGAGAGAUCACAAGGAGGAAGAGUACGGAGGAAGAGUAUUGAGAGAAUCUCCAGACACAAGCAAGGAAACGUCCACUCAGAAGGCAUCAAAGAACCACAAAAAAUCAAAGAAAAAGAAGAAGAAGCGAGAGCGUUCGCGGUCAUCCUCCUCAUCUUCAUCUUCCUCUUUUGACCAAGAGGAAGAAGCUGAGAUGAAAGCAGAAAGCUUCACCAGAGACCGACCGGGGCAUAGAGAAUAUGGAGACCCGCUUCAGAGAGGUUCUCUUCGAGGGGGCUUUCAGCUUAGUAUACGCGGUAGAAGUUGGAACAGAGGAAAUUUUCAUGGAAACGGUAACGGCAAUGAUGCACAGACGGACACGCCGGUGAAGAAUGAGGACUGGGAUCAAGAAUACACUCCCAAAAGCAAGAAAUAUUUUCUACACAGUGAAAGAGACGGUGAAGGUGAGAGGAAGCUGACUGAGGUACGAGGGCGUGGUCGAGGUAACAUUCUGCGAGGAAAGGGCCGUUUCAUCCUCCGGAGGGCCACGGGUACCAAUGCCACAAAUAAUACGAGCCCCAAAUGGGCUCACGAUAAAUUCCAGGCCACUGAUGAUGAGGGUGAACAACAAGGAGAGGAUGUAAAACAGGACCACAAAAAAUAAGACACUCCUGGGGCUCAGAAUGCUAGCAAUACAGAAUGAGAUUCCUCAUCAAGAUGCAUAGGACUUGGCAACCAUCACACUGUCAUCUAUUUACUUUUCAAUUAGCUUAUGGCUUCUUUCACUGUGCUAAUCAUCUGGUUUUCAUUUCUUUGUGAGAUAUUUGUAGGGAAUUUUUUUUGCAAUACAUGUUACAGUUAGAUGUAGGUAUUCUGUCCUUUUUAUAUUUGCACAUAGAUUCACACACCCUAACACAAACAAACACAUUAUGCAUUUGACAGAAGCUUUUAUCCAAAGCACCUUAUGGUCUGUUCAGGGUACACAUUUAUCAGUAUGUGCGUUCGAACCAACAACCAUUUGCACACAAUAACACAAUGCUGUACCAACUGAGCUAGGAACAUAAAAGUUCAAUUGAGUGCUAUAGCACCUCCGUUGUGGAAAGCAAGCCAAUUCGAUGAAUCCCUUUAUCUCGUAAAACAAUUGCAACAUUCAAACUCUUUAUAUAAUAUAUGCAAAAGCAUUCAUAUGUAGGGUUUCAAAGCAAGAUGUCUUAGAUGUGCUAUAGUGCCUAAUGUCUAGAAAGUGUGAAAUUAUAACUGAUUUUGUUCUUUGUCAUUGUCUUUAAAAAGGACAUUGUUGCUGUUUGAAUUAAAAACUAAAACUGUUUUAAUGGAUGUACAUAUUUAUAUUUGUGGACUUAACUGAAACUCUUUGAGACCCUGUGAAUCUCUGUGAUGCCAAUAGAAUAGAUACAUGACUUAUAAGAAUGACCUAGGACUUGUCUCAAUAUGGGACCAAACUACAGCAGGUAGACGAUUCUGUCUCAGUGACUGACAUACUGUAGUGUGUGUAUGUGUGUGUGUUUGGGGGGCAGGCUUAAGCCUAAUCCCAAACUAAAAUGCAUGCACGUAACAGAAAACAGCUUACACUGACGUAUCUUAAAAUAUAUCAGUGCCAUUUUUUUUUUUGUCUCACCGGUAACAUUUUUAAAGGGUAUGUAUGUUAAAAACGACUUAAAUAUCUUAGUUUAACUAAGGCCUAGUCCUGGUUUAAUCUAGUCCCUGUGUGGGAAAACUCCCCAAAAACUUCUAAGAAGAUAUGUUUAAAACUGGUCAGAUGUUUUUUUUUGUUGACAUUUUUGAACGCUGUUUGACUUUUUUUAGACAAUAGGUGUGUGCACUCUAUUAUAGUGUUAUAUUCGUCUUUUCUUCAAAAGCUGUUUCUUGCAAAGCACCUUUACGUAAAAUAUUUGAUUUGGCACUUACCUUUAUUUUUUAUUUUUAAGGGUAAUUUGUUGUUGUUUUUAUUUGAUUUUGAAGAUUUGAAGAACUGAAUAUAUUAUUGUGAAAAGGGGCAAACAAAAUAAAUAAACAGAAUCAGUCAUCCUUUGAUUUUUUUUUAUUUGUCUGGGUUUUGAUUUGCACUGUCCAAUGUAUGUUUUGACUUACAUUUAUAUACCUACAUAAAAACUGUCAGACAGAAUAAAAAAUAAAACAAUUUUGCAGAUGAGUGAA